AUGUCAAACCUAUACAUACUCAACAUCAUCAAUCAAUCCGGCGAAGAAGCCGAUUACUCCAUCGACUGUGUAUAUGAAGAUAUACCCCCUGUUACGAUCCGAGACAGAGACAACUGGAUGACGGUCUUGAACCUCAACCAGCACUACAUUCCCAUCACGGUUUCGGUACUUCCGCAAGGCGAUUCCCCAUCUGUUAGUUUCGUUCUGGCUAAGAACGGACAAGGUGUAAGAGGAGACGUAGUACAUAGCCCCGGGGAUCAACUGACAAUUGAUGUUGGAAAUAACAUUGGAACUCCUUUAUAA
This is a messenger RNA of Fusarium fujikuroi IMI 58289, 303 nucleotides long. RefSeq lists its product as uncharacterized. Lineage: Eukaryota; Fungi; Ascomycota; Sordariomycetes; Hypocreales; Nectriaceae. The transcript has 2 exons. The coding region runs from base 1 to 303 and encodes 100 amino acids. The record is from RefSeq and is a predicted model, not a curated record.